Messenger RNA from Triticum urartu, 2820 nucleotides. Its product is annotated as putative helicase MAGATAMA 3. Lineage: Eukaryota; Viridiplantae; Streptophyta; Magnoliopsida; Poales; Poaceae. Gene Ontology annotation, molecular function: helicase activity. The record is from RefSeq and is a predicted model, not a curated record.
UCCCGGCUCCGGUGGGCCGUGUCGACCGUCAGCUCAACAUUACCCUAAACCCCCCCAAACCCUCUCCCGCCGCGGAGAGAAAUCCAUGGCGGUGGACAAGCCCGGCGGCGGCGGCGGCGGCGGGGCCUCGUCCUCCACGCCCUCGCCCGCCUCGACCACGGACCGCUUCCUCAAGAUCGUGCUCAGCUGGGACUACCUCCGCAUCGUCGCCGACUCCAAGGGCGCGGACAAGGCCAAGGGGCUGCAGCACGUGAAGAACAGCUACGCCUCCGUGGAGGAGUACUUGGGCGUCUUCGAGCCGCUGCUCUUCGAGGAGGUCAAGGGGCAGAUCCUCCAGGGCCGCCGCAACGAGGAGGAGGAGGAGGACGAGGUUGGGCUGGACUGGCAGAGAGGGGCGGUGGCAUCAUGUGCAGAGUCCGAGGGUUUCCACAAGUUGUCCAUGGUGGUGUCCGAUGGCCUCCGUGACAUUGUGUGUGAGAAUGACCUCCUCCUGCUCUCCAAAGAGAAAUUUGAGGAGGGAGUGAAUCCUACCGCGUAUGCCUUUGCCGUGGUGGAACAGCGAGGUGGUAAAGAUAACCUCUCUCUUAGAACAUUUGUGGCGGGGGAAAUAAAAAAUCUAAAUGUUGCACGGCCUGUGAAGUCUUCAAGGCUGCAGCGCUUUGCUUCCAUUUUGUCAACACCAAAUAGCUUUCUGUGGAUUUUAAAGAUGUGCAGUUUAUCUACCAUACUGCGAGAGUACUCUGGAAUGCACUCUGUAGCUUCACAUCCUUUUAAGGAUUUGAUUCUUUCAGCUUCUGAGAACAACAGAGAUGGAAAUGAUCAAAAUCGUGCUUGGAAUGUACCUCAGCCACUUAUGGAUUACCUGAAAACAAAUCUUAAUGGUUCACAGCUAGAUGCAGUUAAUGCAGGUCUUUCGCGCAGAUCCUUUGUCCUUAUUCAGGGCCCACCAGGAACUGGAAAAACACAAACGAUCCUUGGACUGCUCAGUGCUGUUCUCCAUUCCGCUCCUGCAAGAAUGCAGACUAGAGGAGGGUUUGAUGUUCAAAAGCAUGGGCCAGAGCUGGACAUAGAGAGCAAGCACGCAAACUGGAUGAAAGCAUCUCCAUGGCUAAUUGGUGCAAAUCCUCGAGAUUUGAUUAUGCCUGUCGAUGGUGAUGAUGGUUUUUAUCCUACUGGGAAUGAUCUGAAACCUGAAGUCGUAAGUUCCAAUCGCAAGUAUCGUGCCCAUGUGUUGGUCUGUGCUCCAUCCAACUCAGCACUUGAUGAGAUUGUAUUGCGUGUUCUUCAAACAGGAAUACGUGAUGAAAAUAACAACACUUACAAUCCCAAGAUUGUGCGUAUUGGAUUAAAGGCGCAUCAUUCUGUCAAAGCAGUUUCCAUGGAUUACCUUAUACAACAAAAACAAUCUGGGGUGGCAUCAGAUGGCGGGAGACGAGGAGCUGGUGAACAGGAUCGAAUUAGAGCUUCACUUCUUGACGAAGCAGCUAUUGUGUUUUCUACCCUCAGUUUCAGUGGAUCGGCCAUUUUCACCAGGAUGACUCGUGCUUUUGAUGUUGUUAUAAUUGAUGAAGCCGCGCAAGCUGUAGAACCAGCGACUCUUGUGCCCCUGGUUCAUGGAUGCAGACAAGUUUUUCUUGUUGGUGACCCAGUUCAGUUACCUGCAACUGUAAUUUCAAAGACUGCUCAGAACUUAGGGUAUCGAACAAGUUUGUUCCAGAGAUUUCAAGCUGCUGGUUUUCCCGUGCAAAUGCUCAAAAUUCAGUAUCGUAUGCAUCCAGAGAUUAGUGUAUUCCCUUCAAAAGAAUUCUAUGAAGGCAUCCUAGAAGACGGGGAAGGGCUCAACAAAAAACGUCCAUGGCAUUCCUACAGCUGCUUCGGACCAUUUUGCUUCUUUGAUGUUGAUGGGGUUGAAUCUCAGCUGUCUGGAAGUGGUUCGACGGUGAACGAGGAUGAAGUGGAAUUCAUAACCCUCCUAUAUCACCAAUUGGCCAUGCGCUAUCCAGAACUCAAAUCUAGUUCUCAAGUAGCUGUUAUAUCACCAUACAGGGGUCAGGUGAAACUCCUGAAGGACCAUUUCCGGUCGACCUUUGGCGACCAAUCAAAGGAAGUUAUAGAUGUAAACAGCGUUGAUGGAUUCCAGGGCCGUGAAAAGGAACUUGUCAUUUUCUCAUGUGUUCGAUGCAAUAAGGAGCAAAAUAUUGGGUUUGUUUCUGAUUUUCGGCGAAUGAAUGUUGCCAUCACCAGAGCUAGAUCUGCUGUACUUGUAAUAGGUUCCGCUUCAACAUUGAAGAAAGAUAAACACUGGACCAACCUUGUUGAGAGUGCCAAAGAGCGAAACCGUUAUUUCAAGGUGCCAAAGCCAUUCACUGCGUUCUUCACCGAGGAUAGUUUCAAAUCCAUGAAGGUGGAAAGACCUGUUCCAGACGCGAGGAUAUCACAGGCAGUAGAAGCCAUCAAUGAAGUGGUUGCAAGGCAAGAAGUGAUGGACGCAGACGAUGCUGGGGACCAUCAAGCGGAUGGAGAUGAUUAUGACGCCAUGGAGGCUGACGAUGGAGGAGGUGGUGAUGAUUAAUUGUUGCCUGCAAUGUAUUGCUGGAGGGGGAGCUUUAUCAGAGGCCAGGUACAUAACAUAGAAGAGCAAAAAGCUUUGCAAGUUAGAAAUUCUGCUAUUCUUAGCAAAUUUUAGGGGGGAAGAGGCUGGUGCAUGCCUGCCUUGCCCAACGAAUCAUCUACGCGAACUCCAUGCAUACAUUAUGGAACAAAAAAAGUUAACCGCAGAACUGCAGCAGCUCUGGCUUCUGCUGUGUCUAUAUGCUUAUA